Messenger RNA from Daucus carota subsp. sativus, 2020 nucleotides. RefSeq names its product pectinesterase-like. Bases 1 to 1737 code for a protein of 578 amino acids. The transcript is spliced from 2 exons. Gene Ontology annotation, biological process: cell wall modification. Gene Ontology annotation, molecular function: pectinesterase inhibitor activity; pectinesterase activity. The record is from RefSeq and is a predicted model, not a curated record. NCBI's taxonomy places the organism in Eukaryota, Viridiplantae, Streptophyta, Magnoliopsida, Apiales, Apiaceae.
AUGGCUUUGAACAAAAAAGUUACUGUUGUUACUCUGUCUUCAAUCCUCCUUGUAGGUUUGGUUAUUGGAGCGGUGGUCGUAGAUCUUCAGCACAGUAACAAGGAUGCAGAUGAGGCCAAAAAAAAUCAUGUAGCUGAAUCACAGAAAGCUGUGCAAUCAAUUUGCAGGCCUACUCAAUACAAGGACACUUGUGAGCAGACACUCCUCCCUGCCGCGAUGAAUACUACUGACCCCAGAGAUUUGAUUAAGGCCGGGUUUGAUUAUGCGAUGCAACAUAUCCAGGGCUCACUCAAGAAUUCAUCAACAUUACAGGCAGCGGAGAAUGAUCCCAGAACAUCUGGGGCUUAUAAAGUCUGUCAGCAAGUCCUUCAAUCAGCUAUUGAUGAUUUAAAGAGAUCUUUCAAUAAAAUAAAUGAUUUUAGUAUUGAUGUAAAUGAUAUACAAGGAUAUCUUUUUGAUCUCAAAGUAUGGCUCUCUGCUGCCAAUACGGCUCAAGGGACUUGUUUGGAUGCUUUCAGGGAAACAAGCGGAGAUGCAGCAGAAAAAAUGACAAAACUAUUGCAGCUCUCUCGUGAGCUGACCAUCAACGGUUUUAAUAUGGUUGAUGAAUUAAGCCGAGAGUUGGCAGAUCUGCAGGUGACAGGGAAUGCGCGAAAGCUCUUACAAGUUCCAGGGGCAGACCAAUUUCCUGCUUGGGUGAAGGAUCACAACAAAGAACUCCUCAAAGGUGACAAUGCUAAACGCAUGGCUAAUGUUAUUGUAGCUCAAGAUGGUUCUGGGAAAGUUAAGACCAUUAAUGAGGCUAUUAAAUUGAUUCCACAAAACAAUCAGAACAUGUUUAUUAUAUACAUUAAGAGCGGUGAAUAUAGAGAGAUUGUUAGACUUGAUAAGUUCAUGACUAACGUGAUGUUGGUUGGAGAUGGCCCCAAAAAGACUAAGAUCAUCGGUGACAGAUCUCAGAAGAAAGGCUUCCCCACAUUGGAGACUGCAACUGUUGGAGUAAGUGGAUUCAACUUCAUAGCAAAGGGAAUUUCAUUCGAGAACACAGCAGCUGCAGAUGAAGGUCCAGCAGUGGCCCUUCACGUGGCAGCAGAUAAAUCAAUAUUCUACAACUGCCGUAUGGAUGGUUUCCAAGACACUCUUUACACUCAUGAUUACAGACAAUUCUAUCGGGAGUGCACCAUCUCAGGCACUAUUGAUUUCAUCUUCGGAGACUCAGUGGUUGUCUUUCAAAGUUGCAAAAUAGUUGCCAGAAAACCAGCAGCUGGCCAGGACUGUGUGAUUGUAGCCCAAGGCCGAGAAUUUGUUGACGACAUCACAGGAAUCGUAGUACAAAACUGUACUAUUACAGCAGAAGCUGAUGUACUUGCCAGUCCUACGAUCCAAUCAUUCCUGGGCCGCCCCUGGAAAUCCUUCUCCAAAAUGGUGAUCAUCGAUUCAUUCAUUGAAUCUUUUAUCAAUCCAUUGGGAUGGCAAAUUUGGGAAGAGAAAAAUCCAAAUAACAUGACAGCCUACAUUGUGGAGUUUGGAAACAAAGGCCCUGGUGCAAAUGUUUCUAAAAGGGUACAAUGGCCUAGUGUUAAGAACAUUACUUCUGCAGAAGCUAAUACCUAUAGUCCUAAAGUUUUCCUCAAGGGAGAUGAUUGGAUUCCUUCUACCGGUAUCCCCUAUAGUAUGGCCGCCACCACAAGCGCUGCAACCCCCUCCCCCGCCCCUUCCCCAGACGCCAGCAGCUGAAUCACAACUGUCUAAAAUUGCCUUUUGUAUGUAGGAAGAUAUGCAAGCCAUGUCCUAGCAUAUAUUAUUCAUUGUCGAAUUGAUGAUCAAAUGAUGGAAAUGCAAUAUAUGAUUCGCCUUGAUAGCGCAAAUUGUAUAUGAGUCACUGAAGUUCAAUUUUUUCUGCUAAGAAAUUUUGUACUUUUACUAUAUCCCUCUUCAUCCUUUUGAGUUUCAUCAUAAACAGAAACUCUGUUGCAAUUUACAGAUUGAUAUAGUGACCUUUUUGAGUUUGCAGUUCCGC